GUAACACCAGACUGCCCACUGCUUGCCGGAGCACAGCAGCAAGGGGCAUACCCUGGCGCUACAGACGAUUCAGGAAAGGUGCAGUGUCCUCGCUUAAAGUUGUCUCCAGUGUUCCAGGGAAGCUUUGCAAAGUAACAUGCACUUCAGAAAACAGGAAUGUUGUCUGGUCCUGGAGCUGCUGCUGCUGCCUCUGGUCACGGGAUUCUCAGGUAAUUCAGAACAAAACAUAAAUGCAGCAACUGGCAGCAACAUAACCCUGAAUGUCCUCAAGAAACAGCUUGGACCCUACAAGCGUCUCACCUGGCUUCACACUACGAAACAGAAGAUUUUAGAGUACAACUAUGGUGGUACAAAGAUUAUCUUCAAUUCUGGAUUUAAGGACAGGGUCAAACUUGACAAUAGAAGUGGUGCCCUUAGUAUCUAUAACCUCCGGAAAGAGGACAGGGGCACCUACUACUUGAGACUGUUGAAUGAAAAUGAGAGAGAGUGGCUGAUAACCCUAACAGUAUUUGAUCCUGUGUUCAAGCCUUCCAUAAAGAUCAAUAGGUCUGAGGAUUUGACUGGCUCCUGUUAUCUGAGGCUAUCAUGUGAAGUACAGGAGCAGCCUGAUACCUACACUUGGUAUGGGGACUCAGGGCCUCUUCCCCAAAUGGAGCCAGGAGAUGUGCUCGAAAUCACCGUCACCCCACAGAACAAGUCUGCGUUCUACACCUGCCAAGUCAGCAAUCCUAUCAGCAGCAAGAAUGACACAGUGUACUUCAUGCCACCUUGUUCUCUGGCCAAAUCCUCUGGGCUACGUUGGAUUUCGACUUGGCAUGUGGCCAUGGCACCCAUCAUCCUUGCCAUCCUGCUAACCUGAGAUGAACUCUUCCCAUUCAAGAAAGAAACUUCAAAGCCACAGGAUCUUGCCUUUGUCACCAGCAGUGCUCCUGACCAGGAAAGCAGCUCUGGCUUUAUGGGACAAAGGAAAGUGUGUCGCUGAACAUCUGCGGGUUUGCAAGUAUGCUCUAUGGAACAAGCCCAGGGCCUUGCGCAUGCUACGAAAGUGUUCCACCACUGACCUGUGUGUCCAGCCCUAUGCAAAAGUUUCAAGUUAAUCUUUUAAAAACUGUGGUUAACAUCUAACUUAUAUAACCAUUUCCCAACAUACAUUAAAGACAAAUGAAUUCUUUUCA
This is a messenger RNA of Psammomys obesus (fat sand rat), 1175 nucleotides long. It is a transcript of the gene Cd48, whose product is annotated as CD48 molecule. The coding region runs from base 137 to 859 and encodes 240 amino acids. The transcript is spliced from 5 exons. The record is from RefSeq and is a predicted model, not a curated record. NCBI's taxonomy places the organism in Eukaryota, Metazoa, Chordata, Mammalia, Rodentia, Muridae.